Molecule: messenger RNA, 909 nt
Organism: Chaetomium globosum CBS 148.51
Lineage: Eukaryota; Fungi; Ascomycota; Sordariomycetes; Sordariales; Chaetomiaceae
Exons: 3
Coding region: 1-909 (302 amino acids)
Source: RefSeq, a predicted model, not a curated record
AUGUUCAUCAAGCUGUCCAUCUUGAGCUUCUUCCUUCGCUUCUCGGUGGACAGGGCCUUCCGUAUGGCCGUAUAUAUCGUCAUGUUCAUCUCGGUCGGCUACAGCGUACCCCAGAUAUUGCUGUUUCUCUACGUCUGCACCCCAAUCGGGUCCUACUGGGACUGGAGCAUACCCGGCACAUGCAUCAAUCAGCAAGCCAUCUUCGACGCGGGAAACACCUUGAACAUGAUAACGGACUUUAUGAUUCUGUUGUUGCCCAUCUGGAUGCUUCGUCCAAUGCGCGCCCCGCUGACGAAAAAGAUUGGGGUUUUGCUGAUUCUCAUGGCUGGAGGCUUCGUGUGCGGUGUUAGCUUGGUGCGCAUGAUCACUGGUAUGACGGGCGCCAACAACCCGGAUAUCACUUGGCACUACCCGGUCAAUCUGAUUUGGUGCCUCGUCGAAGAAUACAUCGGCCUCAUCUGCGCCUGCCUACCCUGCCUCAAAGCCUUCUACAAACGCUUCUACCCCAACUUUUUCCUCUUCUCUCUGGACCUCGACCAGCGCGUCGCCGCCUCCUUCUCCUUCUCCUCCUUCAACAUCCAGACUCAGCCCAACGCCAACGCCAACGGCAGCGACAGCGAGAGCAACAACAACCACAACAACAGCGGCGGCGGCAGCUCGGCCACUCGCGACGGCGGCCGCAAGGCCUGGUGGUCGCUGCGGAGGGCGGGCCUGCCGGCGUCGUCGGCUGCUGCUGCCACCGGGGAGGAUCCCCGGGGGACUCGGGAGGGGGAUGCUUCUUCUUGGGGGGCGGGGAAGGGGGGGUCGGUGGAUGGGGAUGGGAGUGGUGGGGAGGAUGUGGAGGCUGCGAGGGGGGUGCCGGAUGAGAAGACUAGUGUUGGGGGGGGUGACGGCGGGGGAGGGCUUUGA